GAGUAAACUGCAAAAACGUAGAAAUAUAUCGCAAGCAGAGAUAGAAUUCUCCUACACUGCUGACAUACAUAGCUUGGCGGCUUCACACCAAAGCUUUGGACUUUUCAUAUUCUUUAUACUUUUAUUGGGCCAUUUAGGAUACACAAGCAGAUUCAGAUUCCCUUAAAAGAUUGAAGAAUCAAACCCAAAAGUCUCUCUUCUCAAUCCACACAUAUCCUCAAUCCGACCACCGUUGUUCUGACUGUCUUAUUUUGUACAAGUGAUUGUGCAAAAACUUUGUAGGAACUGGUUGAAACUGGAAGCAAGAGUUCAUGGCUGAACUUGAUAAUGGACAGCCACAGAUUCAGGGGAAGUUUGCUGCAAUGGUAGUCUGUUGGCUUCUGGGAAAUGGGUGUCUCUUCUCAUGGAACAGUAUGCUUACAAUCACCGAUUACUAUGAUGCCUUGUUCCCGAGUUAUCAUCCGUCAAGGGUCCUCACUCUAGUAUAUCAGCCAUUUGCGCUUUCUACACUCAUAGUAUUGUCAUAUCAUGAAGCAAAGAUCAAUACUAGGAAGCGGAAUUUAUUUGGAUAUACACUGUUUUUCCUAAGUACUCUUUUGGUGCUAGUGUUGGAUUUAGCUACAUCAGGAAAAGGAGGGCUUGGAACUUACAUUGGAAUCUGUGCCAUUAGUGGUGCUUUUGGAGUUGCAGAUGCUCAUGUGCAAGGAGGAAUGAUUGGAGACCUCUCCUUCAUGAAACCAGAAUUCAUCCAAUCCUUCCUUGCUGGUUUGGCUGCAUCAGGGGCCCUAACCUCUGGACUGAGACUAGUUACCAAGGCAAUAUUUGAGAAUUCCCAGAAUGGUCUACGCAAGGGAGCCAUUAUGUUCUUUUCCAUCUCUACACUCUUUGAGCUGCUAUGUGUUUUCCUGUACGCUGUUGUCUUUCCAAAACUACCGAUUGUGAAGUUCUACCGCUCCAAGGCAGCAUCAGAAGGAUCUAAAACAGUUUCGGCUGACCUUGCUGCUGGUGGCAUCCAGACAUUACCUGAAGGAGAUGUGGAAGAUCCGACUAAAAUGCAGCGUCUGGGGAACAAGCAAUUGCUAUUUCAAAACAUUGAUUAUGCAAUUGAUAUGUUUCUAAUCUAUGCCCUGACCUUGUCAAUUUUCCCCGGAUUCCUAUCAGAAGAUACUGGAUCUCACAGUUUGGGUGCAUGGUAUGCACUGGUUUUGAUUGCGAUGUACAAUGUGUGGGAUCUGAUCGGGAGAUACAUUCCAUGCUUGGAUUGCCUCAAGUUAGAAUCACGUAAAUGGCUGAUGGUUGCAAUUGUCGCUCGUUUCUUACUUGUUCCGGCGUUCUAUUUCACCGCCAAUUAUGGAGACCAAGGCUGGAUGAUCAUGCUUACAUCCUUCUUGGGUUUAACCAAUGGUUACCUAACUGUUUGUGUGCUCACUUCAGCACCUAAAGGCUACAAGGGACCGGAGCAAAAUGCUUUGGGAAAUCUACUGGUAGUGUUCUUAAUAUUAGGUAUCUUUGCAGGAGUAACACUCGACUGGUUGUGGCUUAUAGGCAAGGGUUGGUGAUCAUUUCUUACAUCCGAUUUCAAAGAUUGUUCAUAUUUUACUUUCAAGUUAAAGAAAUGCAACAUAGAAUUACUUGGAUCAUUCCCAACAAACACCAUUUUAGCCUUUCAGGACGCGCAGAUCAAAUACUAGUAUUUGCCUUCUGUAUUGUAUGUACUAUUUCUGUUACCUGUGUAUAUUUUAGAAAAGCAUCAUCAGUUUCACACA
Fragaria vesca subsp. vesca is the source of this 1766-nucleotide messenger RNA. Its product is annotated as equilibrative nucleotide transporter 3-like. Lineage: Eukaryota; Viridiplantae; Streptophyta; Magnoliopsida; Rosales; Rosaceae. Gene Ontology annotation, cellular component: plasma membrane. The coding region runs from base 312 to 1559 and encodes 415 amino acids. The record is from RefSeq and is a predicted model, not a curated record. Gene Ontology annotation, molecular function: nucleoside transmembrane transporter activity. Gene Ontology annotation, biological process: nucleoside transmembrane transport. The transcript is spliced from 10 exons.